Messenger RNA from Pecten maximus, 1880 nucleotides. Its product is annotated as neuroglobin-like. Bases 436 to 1125 code for a protein of 229 amino acids. The transcript has 3 exons. Gene Ontology annotation, molecular function: oxygen binding; heme binding. Lineage: Eukaryota; Metazoa; Mollusca; Bivalvia; Pectinida; Pectinidae. The record is from RefSeq and is a predicted model, not a curated record.
UUUACAGAUAACGCUCAGCUGGUGGAUCAAGGCGCUUGUAAAACACAAAAAGAGGAGCCGGGUGUGGGAUCGAUCCGUACUUCACGCUAUAGAUCACGCUGUUCCGUAUAUUCUACAGAUGAGUGCUUCAGAUGCUGGAGCGAGGCUAUGACGGAUCACUCAGUCAGUAACGAAGACGUCGAGCAUAUCACUCGUACCCUCAUAUCGUAGUGUCUCUCACUCGGAAUUUCCCAUAAUUUUAUUUUACUCUUAACAGAGUUUUAAAGUGGUUUUAGUGAUAAGACAAUUAGUUCUUUUAACAAAAUAGUUAAUCUUUCGUGAUGCUGUGUUGGAGAUUUAUACGUGUUCAGUUUUGAUAUUGCUGUGACGGAUACCUUUCUAUUUGUGAUAUGUGUAUAUGUAUGGAGGUGUAAUUGUGCUAUAAUAACCGUCAAAAUGGGAUGUAGACAAACCAAGGAAACCAGUUGUGUUCAAGAAAGCAAGGAGUUCGACCCAAUCACGGAUAACGGUGUCACAGACAUUGUUAGUGUUGACCCACGUUUGCCCCUUAAUGCUCGACAGACUUUUAAACUUAAACAGUCUUGGAAAGGUAUCAAACGAAAGAUAGCCGAAACAGGGGUAGAGAUGUUUGUAAGGUUGUUUAAGUCUAAUGCCGAUCUAAUGGCGAUAUUUGAGAAGUUCACGAACAUACAGUCGGAGGACGAACUACGUCAGAACGAGUACCUGGAACAGCAUGCCACACUCGUCAUGAACACACUGGAUGACGCCAUAACCAAGAUUGACGAUUACGACUACGUGAAAGGACACCUUCACAUGACGGGCGCCACACAUCAAAGAUUUGAUGUCUUCCGUCCUGAAAACUUCUGGAAAAUCCGGGAGCCGUUUAUUGAGGCAGUGAAAAUUACGCUCGGGGACCGAUACACCGAAUACAUGUCAAACGUUUAUGAGAUCACUAUUGACUUUAUCCUGAAGGCGCUUGAGGACGGUUUUCUCGAUAACAACAACCCCGUCGAACAAAAAAUCAUAGUAACAGAUCAUUCAAAGGAGCAACCGGAAGUGACGAAAAUAGAGCAUUGUUGUGUGCGUGAGAGUGAUGUCAAAGAUAUUGAACAGGCGAAGACAUGAAAACAAUUUCAAUAGCAAAAAUAAUAAAAACUAAUUACUCAAUGAAGUGAUUUUAUUGAGACCAAGUGCAUUAACACAAAUUAGUGAAAUGGUUGAAAAAUUAUCUUAGCACGUGUCUUGACGUUGCAUGAAGUUGAAACAUCACGGAAUGUUUUCAACCGAUAUAAACAAGAUUCCUGUUUUGUGGUCGUUCUGCGUCAGAUGAGACAACUACGUAUAUUUGCUACGUGGGUGAAUAUUCUAUGGUACUGUGUUAUCGGAAUUACUAUAUUCACAACAUAUAUAUCUAUAUCAUCUUCAUUUGUCAUUGUCUCAUUAAGUGUCGUGUUGGUGAAAAUGCCUUAUAUCACAGUCAACGAUAGCAGACUUUCAAACAUCUGUGUAUAUCCUAUUGUGUGUUGUGGAAUAUUGAUAGUGUGUGAUUGUGAUGGGCGGCUAUCAGGCCCUGGUCGACAGACUGUAUGUGUACCGGGCCCUGGUCGACAGUCUGUAUGUGUACCGGGCCCUGGUCGACAGUCUGUAUGUGUACCGGGCCCUGGUCGACAGUCUGUAUGUGUACCGGGCCCUGGUCGACAGUCUGUAUGUGUACCGGGUCCUGGUCGACAGUCUGUAUGUGUACCACGUUUUCACACAUUGCUGCAUGUCUUUGUGGAUUUUGUUCAGAUAUCGUUCUAUACACUCCAUCUCGAUCUAUGUCAAGGAAAGAUGUUAAUCUGCGCUGUAUAUAACUAUGUAAUUAUACUCUCUGUUUUAUA